AAAGAGGAACUUGUUAGUUUCAAGGGGGUAAUCAACCAUCUUCGCCAUCAACUAAUAAAUAAAUAAAAUAAAAAAGAAGUCUGUCAGUUUAUUUGCUCCACCGUCUUCCAACGGCGUCGGAAAGGAAGUCGCCGUUGCCAUUCUUGCUCGGCCUUCAUCCAAGUAAUUUUCUCUUCCAGCAACCCAAGAAGAACAUCUGCUUUUCUACAAAUUAAUUGGAAACUUAGAAAAAAUGGAAAACCGAGGCGACCCUGAAAACCAGCAGCAGAAUAAGAAUACGUCAUUUGCCAUAAGAAUACCAUCUUACGAAGAGGUGGUGGGGAGCUCCGAACCAAAGGCACAAUCUAUAUUCAAUCCAUCCCCUUCGUUUUCUCAGGCUUUCAAUUUCGUAAAGAACACCGAAUUCUACACAACCCCUCCACCUCCAUCAAAAGUUUCCCCUUCACCUUCUCACACGCCCGAUUCAAGGCAAUUUGUUCAAUCCGAAGCUCCAUCGACUUUAGUUUCAUCAACCGGUGGGAAUCGGAACUCCAUCCUUGUUAGCAAUAGACAGAAAGGGAACCCUUUACUGAAACAUAUUAGGAAUGUGCGAUGGGCUUUUGCGGAUAUUGUCUGCGACUACUUGUUGGGCCAGAAUUCUUGUGCGCUGUAUUUGAGUCUUCGCUAUCAUCUUCUCCAUCCAGAUUACCUUUAUUUUCGAAUAAGGGAACUGCAGAAGAACUUCAAGCUACGUGUCGUAUUAUGCCAUGUUGAUGUGGAAGAUGUUGUUAAGCCUUUACUCGAAGUCACAAAAACAGCUCUACUCCAUGACUGCACUCUCUUAUGUGCUUGGAGUUUGGAAGAAUGUGGUCGAUACUUGGAGACGAUUAAAGUGUAUGAAAAUAAAUCGGCUGAACUUAUUCAGGGACAAAUGGACAUGGAUUACCUAUCACGGUUAAAUAACGCAUUGACAUCGGUGCGGCAUGUGAACAAAACAGAUGUUGUUACUCUUGGGUCUACAUUUGGGUCUCUUUCUAAUAUCAUGGAUGCGUCGGUGGACGAUCUUGCUCGUUGCCCCGGCAUAGGAGAACGAAAGGUAAAACGGUUGUAUGAUACUUUCCAUGAGCCAUUCAAGCGCGUAGUUCCGAACCACACACCUAUUGCAGAAAAUCCUAUUGACAACCUUGCCCCUGAAAGUGAGAAAAACGAGGAGGAGAAGGAAACUGUAGAUGAAACCAAACGAAGAAAAAAAGAGGAACCAGUAAGUGUAAAAUCCGCACUGAAAGCUGCAUUUGCAAAAUACGGUGAAAUUGGUAGGAAGAAAAAUACAGAGUCGGGAGAGAAGAUUGUUGUUGCUGCUGACCAAGUCGAUAACACUAAUGAAGAUGUUUCAAGUUAGUUUUUCGAGAUCUAAAGGUGUGUAAAUUUGUCUUUGAAUUGAAAUUUUAGGAACAAUUACGGGUGUGGUCGAUUUUCGAUCUUUCCAUAAACAGUCUGGAUCACAAGACAUUAAAUUUGUAUUCUGUAAUAUUUACAUUAUUUAUUCAUUUAUUAUAUAUUCAUUUAGUUUAUUAA
Messenger RNA from Erythranthe guttata (spotted monkey flower), 1554 nucleotides. It is a transcript of the gene ERCC1, whose product is annotated as nucleotide repair protein. Gene Ontology annotation, molecular function: damaged DNA binding; single-stranded DNA binding. Gene Ontology annotation, biological process: mitotic recombination; UV-damage excision repair. Gene Ontology annotation, cellular component: nucleus; ERCC4-ERCC1 complex; nucleotide-excision repair factor 1 complex. The record is from RefSeq and is a predicted model, not a curated record. NCBI's taxonomy places the organism in Eukaryota, Viridiplantae, Streptophyta, Magnoliopsida, Lamiales, Phrymaceae.